Messenger RNA from Acanthosepion pharaonis, 831 nucleotides. NCBI's taxonomy places the organism in Eukaryota, Metazoa, Mollusca, Cephalopoda, Sepiida, Sepiidae. The record is from the annotation of a GenBank genome assembly.
AUGUACUAUUCAUUAUCUAUCUAUCUAUCUAUCUAUCUAUCUAUCUAUCUAUCUAUCUAUCUAUAUAUAUAUCUUAUAUUAUUAUCUAUCUAUAUAUAUCUAUCUAUCUAUCUAUCUAUCUAUCUAUCUAUCUAUCUAUCUAUCGGUCUUUAUCAUAUCAUCUCUAUCUCAUCUUUAUCUAUCUAUCUAUCUAUCUAUCUAUCUAUCUAUCUAUCUAUCUAUCUCUUGACAUUUGAUCGAGUUUCGAGUUUGUCUGUCUGUCUGUCUGUCUGUCUAUCUAUCUAUCUAUCUAUCUAUCUAUCUAUCUAUCUAUCUAUCUCUCAGUCUUUUUCGUUUCUAUCUAUGUAUUUAUCUAUCGAAUUAUUGGAGGUACCUUCUCUCUUUCUAUCUAUCUAUCUAUCUAUCUAUCUAUCUAUCUAUCUAUCUAUCUCGACUGAGAUAGAUCUUUUCAUAUCUAUCUAUCUAUCUAUCUAUCUAUCUAUCUAUCUAUCUAUCUAUCUAUCCUUUUCAUCUAUCUAUCUAUCUAUCUAUCUAUCUAUCUAUCUAUCUAUCUAUCUAUCUAUCUAUCUAUCUCAAAAUGGAAAAACGCCCUUCUCCUUCCCCCCUCUCUCUCUCUCUUUCAUGCAACACUUUCUCUCUCUCUCUCUUAUUGCUCAUUACUCCCCUUCCCUAUUUUCCAUCCCUAUCUCUCUAUCUGUUUAUUUAAAAGAUAAAAAAAAGACUUACCCCCCCUCUCUCUCUUUCAUACAACACUUUCUUUUCUUUCUUUUUCCUCAUUCCUCCCCUUCACUUAUAUCUUUCCCAUUUUCCCUCCCUUGUUAUUGCAUGUAA